This is a messenger RNA of Spirometra erinaceieuropaei, 584 nucleotides long. NCBI's taxonomy places the organism in Eukaryota, Metazoa, Platyhelminthes, Cestoda, Diphyllobothriidea, Diphyllobothriidae. The record is from the annotation of a GenBank genome assembly.
AUGGAAAAAGUAGUUGGCUCUCUAGACGGCGCUGACCUUGGAGUUUUAGCUGCCUACUUUGUUAUCGUCUUUGCUGUCGGCAUCUGGGUACGACAAUUUGUUCUUUUUAUCAUUAAAAAUCUAAAGUCAUCAUGUAGGAAUCGCGGUUCAGUCGGUGGUUAUUUCUUGGCCGGCAGGUCAAUGAAUUGGAUUCCGGUAAGCUUUAACUUUGUAGGAAUUGACGAAUAGGUCGGCGCAUCGGUCUUUGCAAGUAAUAUCGGCUCAGGACACUUCGUCGGUCUGGCUGGUUCUGGUGCUUCCUCGGGAAUUGCCAUUGCCGCCUUCGAGUUUAACGUGGGUCGACAUUUGUCCCAUUAAUAAUUAUUUUAGGCCGUUUUUGUCCUAACUUUUUUGGGAUGGCUGUUUUUGCCCGUGUAUAUUGUCUCUGGGGUAAUACGAAGUUUUAUAAUGAUUGGUGUUAGAUUGUUACCAUGCCUGAGUACGUCCGAAAACGGUUUGGCGGACAGCGUAUCAGGGUUUACCUCUCAAUCGUGGCCUUACUUCUGUAUAUUUUUACGAAAAUCUCGGUACGAAUCUAUAUAUAA